Messenger RNA from Fonsecaea nubica, 1134 nucleotides. RefSeq lists its product as hypothetical. Bases 1 to 1134 code for a protein of 377 amino acids. The record is from RefSeq and is a predicted model, not a curated record. Gene Ontology annotation, molecular function: RNA polymerase II cis-regulatory region sequence-specific DNA binding. NCBI's taxonomy places the organism in Eukaryota, Fungi, Ascomycota, Eurotiomycetes, Chaetothyriales, Herpotrichiellaceae. The transcript has a single exon. Gene Ontology annotation, cellular component: cytoplasm; nucleus.
AUGGCAGCCGCUGUCAGCCUGAUGCCGACGGCCAUGGGUGCCCAGGCUCCCAAUCCAGAAGAAAGACAAGAUCUUCCUCGACCCUACAAAUGCCCUCUUUGCGACAGAGCCUUCCACCGCCUGGAGCACCAAACCCGACAUAUCCGUACGCACACUGGAGAGAAGCCUCACGCCUGCCAGUUCCCCGGCUGCAGCAAGCGGUUCAGUCGAUCCGACGAGUUGACUCGACACUCGCGCAUACACAACAAUCCCAACUCGCGAAGAAACCAGAAGACUCACCAAGUCGCCGCCGCCGCCGCUCUCGCCGGCCUCCAGGAUGGCUCCAACCAAAACUUCGCUUCACAGGCUCAGAUGAUGCCGCCGCCUAGCAAGAACAAUAUGCCUCGGUCCGCCCCUACUUCUGCUGUUGGCUCCCCCAAUGUCUCCCCGCCUCAUUCUUUUGCCGUUCAAGUCCCUCACGGCGGUCAGAUGUCAUCUCAUCUUGGACUCUUUGGUCGUAGCGACGACCGGAACUCGAUGGACAUCAAUCUCCUGGCGACCGCGGCAUCUCAAGUGGAGCGAGACGAGCACGUCACGAGGGUUCCCUACCAGCAUCAGCACCAUCUGUUCAGCCAUCGAUCGCACAACACCAACGGACGUUUGCCCUCGCUAUCGGCAUACGCCAUCUCGCACUCCAUGUCGAGAUCACACUCCCAGGAAACCCAUGAUGACGACCACCGAGUCAAGCGCUCGAGGCCAAGCUCGCCCCAUUCAACAGCCCCUUCUUCCCCCACCUUCUCUCAUGAGUCGAUAUCGCCCACUCCUGACCAUACACCGCUUGCCACUCCAGGACAUUCGCCACGUCUGAGACCUCACGGCAGUGACCUACAGCUCCCAGGACUGCGCCACCUCUCGCUUGGACACACCCCUCUACUGGCGCCCAUGGAGCCGCAAGCUGAUGGAUCCUACUCUCACAUCCCCCCUCCGCAACACUCGGGCCCAUCGAUAGCAGAUAUCGUCACUGGAGCGCAACGAAAACUACCCGUGCCGCAGCUCCCGAAGAUAGGUGUGGCCGAGAUGCUUCAUCUACCAAGCGGUCUAAGUUCAGGAGAAUCGAGUACAGCAGCAUCGAUCAAUGGCGACUUCUCGAGGUGA